AUGGCUGAUUUGAGUGAUGAAACUAACACUUAUACACGAAAGCCGCUGCUAAGACAGCUCCUCAUCAGUACUGGACCAUGGAACUGCUAUUUUAUGUUCGGCCUCUGCGUUGGAUCACCGACCGUGAUGAUUCCGCAGAUACGAAAAGACAUCAAUUCCACUAUUGUCAUUAAUGAGGAUAUGGCUUCGUGGAUACCGGCCAUCCACAGCUACAGCGCUCUCCCGUGGGUUUUCAUAUUGCCAUCGUUGAUCAGGAUCUUCGGCCGCAAGAAGUCCUACAUCUUAGUCUGCAUCUUCGCCUGCAUCGGCUUCCUCACACACUACUGUAGUAAAACUAUCAUUCACAUAAUCAUAAGCGAAGUGUUAAAAGGAGUACUUACAGCUUCACAUUUCACAGUGUCCGUAGUCAUAGUAACUGAGUACACAUCUCCGAGAUACAGAGGGGUAUUCUUAACGCUAAAAUCAGCUUCUUUCUUUUGGGGUAUUCUAGUAGCUAAUGCUAUAGGAACUUUUUUCCAUUGGCGAAACAUAGCGGUGCUUGGAAUAAUCUGUUCAGCAUACAAUUUAUUCACCGUUAUAGUGUGGCCAGAAUCUCCUCUUUGGUUAGCUGAUAAAGGAAGAUGCCACGACUGUAUAUCAGCACACAGAUGGUUGAAGGGUAGCGACCUUAUUUCAGAGAAAGAACUCAAAAGACUGACAAGCUUAUGUUCGGAAAUUAAGCAAGAUAAAGGCAAGAUAAAUGUGAAAAAGAACUUUCAAGAUUUCUUUAAAAUGUUAAACGAUAGAGAGUUCUACAAACCGGUUUUAUUUACGAUUUUGUUAAUCGGUUUAUACAUAUUCUCAGGUAAAUUAAUAUGUACAGUUUACUCGUUAGAGAUAUUAAAGAGAAUCACAAACGACGAAAACGUAGCUUACAAAGGUAUGCUGAUAUUGGAUACUGUAACCGUUCUAAGUGUCUACGUUGGCUGUUUUAUAACGAAAUUAUUUAAAAGACGUUCCGUAUUAUUAGCCACUUCUAGUGUAGCAGUAAUAUUUUUGUUUUCUAUUUCAUUAUAUUUAUAUUUAAUCAAAUUAAAAUUUAUAUUAGAUAGCGUUUAUAUAUCUAUUACAUUGUUAACUGGGUUUACGAUUGCCAUUUCAUCUGGCCCUAUGAUAUUGUCUCUAGCGAUAUCGGGAGAAUUGAUUUCGUUAAGAUUUCGUAGCUUUUCACUGUGCGUUACAGUUUUAAUAUUCAAAUCGUUGAAUGGUACAGUUAUGAAAUUUUCACCAUUUACCUUUCGUUAUUUUGGACUGCACGGCGUGUUCUUUAUUUACGGCUCAUUCUCGUUAACUUUCUUAUUUUUAUUGUACCUAUAUCUACCAGAAACUAAGGACAGAUCGUUGCAAGAAAUAGCCGAUUCGAUGAAUGAAAAAAAACGAAAUGUAGCCGAAGAGACAAAAAUGAUUACUAAUGAUGAAAAAAUAAUUACGUAG
Messenger RNA from Bombyx mandarina (wild silkworm), 1473 nucleotides. RefSeq names its product trehalose transporter 1-like protein. Gene Ontology annotation, biological process: transmembrane transport; regulation of apoptotic process. NCBI's taxonomy places the organism in Eukaryota, Metazoa, Arthropoda, Insecta, Lepidoptera, Bombycidae. Gene Ontology annotation, molecular function: protein binding; transmembrane transporter activity. The record is from RefSeq and is a predicted model, not a curated record. Gene Ontology annotation, cellular component: membrane.